This is a messenger RNA of Lactuca saligna, 1144 nucleotides long. NCBI's taxonomy places the organism in Eukaryota, Viridiplantae, Streptophyta, Magnoliopsida, Asterales, Asteraceae. The record is from the annotation of a GenBank genome assembly.
AUGAGAGUGUUUGCACCUGGUGGGUCCACAGCUCCCCAACUCAAGUAUAUGCACACAGGAUUAGGCAGACAUACUCUUGAUCAAGAAUCUGGCCUUAACUUUCAUCAGACCCCAUCCCUGAGUUCAAACUCGUACCCUGAUACUUCAGAUGGGAUGCCUUGGCCUUUUCAUAACUUGAUCGAAUUAGGUGUGAAACAUAAUUCUGUUGUUAAAAAGAUUAUUCCAUCCAGUGAGUUGUUGCAACUGCAAAAGCUGGAAAAGAUUCAUGUUGAGAGAUGUUCUAAGGUGGAUGUGGUAUUUGAAACUGCAUUGGAAGAAGCAGGGAGAAAUAAAAAUAGUAAUAGUAGUAGUGGACAUGGAAGUGGAAGUGGAAGUGGUUUUGAUGAAUCGUCACAAAUUACUACUACUACUCUUGUCAAUCUUCCAAACCUCAGAGAAAUGAAGUUAGAUGAUCUAGAUGGUCUGAGGUAUAUAUGGAAGAGCAAUCAGUGGACAGUAUUUCAGUUUCCAAACCUAACAAGAGUUCAUAUUUAUGACUGUAAAAGGUUAGAACAUGUAUUUACUAGUUCCAUGGUUGGUAGUCUAUUGCAACUCCAAGAGCUACACAUAUGGAACUGCAGUCAGAUGGAGGUCGUGAUUGUUAAGGAUGCAGAUGUUUCUGUAGAUGAAGACAUAGAGAAAGAAUCUGAUGGCAAGGAGAAUACGGAGAUACUUGUGUUACCUUGUCUAAAGUUCCUAGAACUUUACAACCUUAAAUGUCUCAAGGGUUUUAGCUUGGGGAAGGAGAAAUUUUCAUUCCCAUUAUUGGAUACUUUAAUAAUCAGAAGUUGCCCAACAAUAACAACUUUCACCAAGGGAAAUUCUGCUACUCCACAGCUAAAAGAAAUUGAAACAAGUUUUGGCUCGUUUUAUGCAGGGGAAGACAUCAAUUCUCUUAUAAAGAUCAAACAACAGGAUUUCAAAAAAGACUGAUUAAUGUGAAGUAAAUAUUGAAGGACUAUAUGUUGGGAAGAAUAUUCAAGGAAAGAAUUGUUCAUCAUAUGAAGGGCAUUAAAUUAAGAAGAACAUGGAUGCUAUGAAGAUGUUGGGAAAAUAUAUGAAUCAAAUAGCAAGCUACUCACUUAUCUAUGUUUGUUGGUUGAGG